GGGGUCCCGCCUUCUUGCAUCAGCAAAAAGCGGAUACCAAGUUGCAGUACGAGAUAACUCCGGACAAGUUAAAAAACAAAUUCCAAGAGGGGGAGGGUUGCAGCUCUCGGGGCCGGCAGAACAAUCCUAAUCGAGUAGGGCGGGGCCGGCGGGGAAAAAAAGGGAGCAACGAUUGGAAACAAGGAAAUAGACUCGCCAACUUAGCCGUUGAUAGGCUAGGAAGCGGUGAGAGGACACACACAGAGAGAGGGAGAGCGAGCGAUGGAGGGGAGGGGAGGGGAGGGGAGGGGAGGGGAGGGGAGGAAGGGAGGAAGGGAGGAACGGGAGUUGGGUAUGGCCUGUAUGGAUGGGGGAAUCGAAUGGGAAAGGGAGGGCGGCCCUGCGAGUGGAAAUCGAAAAUCUGGGGAAGGGGGAUAGAUAGAUAGGAUAGGCAAGGCGACGGUUAUUGGACUGGACAAGGCUGCGGCUGGGGCCAAAGGUCGGGUCACUGGGUCCUUGGAUUGGUAUGUAUUAUUAUUAUCUAUUCCAAGAAACAAAAACAAAAAACAAAAAACAAAAAAGUAAAGAGGAAAAUACGCUGUAAUGCGAGGGAAGACAGGAGCUGAGGGAAGCAAGCAGGUGAGUGGGGGGGGGGAUUAUUUUAGGCAAAGUC
Blastomyces dermatitidis ER-3 is the source of this 652-nucleotide messenger RNA. RefSeq lists its product as uncharacterized. Lineage: Eukaryota; Fungi; Ascomycota; Eurotiomycetes; Onygenales; Ajellomycetaceae. The transcript has a single exon. The record is from RefSeq and is a predicted model, not a curated record. The coding region runs from base 262 to 417 and encodes 51 amino acids.